Cephus cinctus (wheat stem sawfly) is the source of this 5669-nucleotide messenger RNA. It is a transcript of the gene Pvr, whose product is annotated as vascular endothelial growth factor receptor 1. The record is from RefSeq and is a predicted model, not a curated record. Gene Ontology annotation, molecular function: transmembrane receptor protein tyrosine kinase activity; ATP binding. Bases 102 to 4250 code for a protein of 1382 amino acids. The transcript has 23 exons. Gene Ontology annotation, biological process: cell surface receptor protein tyrosine kinase signaling pathway; positive regulation of kinase activity; protein phosphorylation. NCBI's taxonomy places the organism in Eukaryota, Metazoa, Arthropoda, Insecta, Hymenoptera, Cephidae. Gene Ontology annotation, cellular component: signaling receptor complex.
UUUUUCAGUAUUCCAAGCGCUUCUGUAGCAUUUGCUGCUACAACCUCUUUCACAUACAGUGAUGUAAAUCUCGUACAAUUGAAGUUUGUGAGUUGUCCAGGAUGACGACGCGAUACAUUGCAUUUUACUUCCUCCUCAACAUACUGAUAGCUCCAGUGCAUCUGGAACCACUAAGCAUCGGUGAGAACGAGUCCUUCGUAGUGCAAGAGGGUAGUGCCUUGGAAUUGCAAUGUAGAUUUGGUCCUGAUUCCCACUUUAGCUUUCCCAAACUGAGUACUGAAUUCAACGUUACAACCGAUUGGAAUAUUUCUGAUGGUGUAUUUUAUCGUCCUCGUACUGAACACGGGGACACCGGCUGGUACGGAUGUGCUCCUCAGGAUGUCACCCUGGAUCCUGAUGAUCGUCAACAACCAUCCACAGCCUGGUCUUACGUAUACGUUAAAUCAGAGAAAAAUCUGUUCGCUGUUGCAUCAGAUGACGUCUGGAGUUUCACAGUCGGUGCUGGUGAAACAUUAGUUAUCCCUUGCAGACCCACUUCGCCGGAUUAUCCUGUAAAAUUGUAUGAAAGUGGAAACGAAUUGACUCUCAACGACAAUAGAUUGUUCGAUCCGAGAGUUGGUUUUAUAUGGAAGAACAUAAAGAUAAAGAAUAGCAAUUUUUAUAAAUGUACCGUUGAGCACAAUGAUUUUACGCUUGACAUUUUUUGUCAUAUAAAAGUUGAAGCCAAUGUAAAACUUAAUUUGCCGCACAUUUACAAUGAAAGUAUUGGGCACGUAGUUUGGGGAGAAAAUUUAAAAGCAAAUUGUACAGUCAAUGUUGGACACGGUUCUUUUAACCUUCAGUGGAUACCGCCUAAUAAUAGCAGCAGAUUUCACGAGAGGCUAUAUGUGGAACCAAAGAGCAGCGGUAAAACGGCCAUUAUCGAAAUGACCAUAACUGAUGUUCGGGACGAAGACAAGGGGACAUAUAUAUGUAAAGUGUCUAAUCCAUACGAAGAGCGAUCGACCUCCAUAGAUAUUAAGAUCUAUGAUCCAUUUGACACGUAUAUUAAACUGAAGUCACAAGGGGAUCAGACGUAUUUUGAGUCUCCAGCAGGUGGCAGCAUCUCAUCGGUCGUAUACUAUGAUGCUUAUCCACAGCCUACAUUACAAUGGAUUGGACCAGAUAACAGAACAAUAACAUCUUCUGAGAAUUAUGAGGUUAACAUUACGAACAGGUAUAUCAAACUUGAAAUGAAAAAUUUAGCCACAAAGCACAUGGGAAAUUAUACUCUGGUGGCAACUAAUCGUAAUAACACUGCGACUUUGAACAUUACUGUGGUAGUCACAUCAAAACCUGUAACACUUAUGGAACCCAUUCUGCCUUAUUACAAACCUAGCAGUUUGACGUCAAUUAAUUGUCACGCCGCUUCUUAUCCUAAAGCGAACAUUUCCUGGCAAUAUAUUCACUGUCCAGAGACCUACCCCUGCGACGAAGAACUUCAGAUCACUGAAGACCUUACGAAUUCGACACUGAAACCCGUGGAAGAUCGUACCGCAGUCAUUUCUACUGUGACUCUUAUGGUGAAUACGACUGGACGUAUUGUUUGCAUUGCUAGUAAUCCACGUGGAGUAGUGAAUUCUACAGAAGUUCUUUUCGUAUCAGACGGUGAGGGGAUAUUCGGGUUGGAUCGACCUAAGUCAAAUAUUGUAGAAGGUGACGAUUUCGAAUUGACUUGUACAUCCUCGGUUUACAAUUAUACCGAUAAGUUGGAGUGGUAUGAUCAAAACAAACAACCCAUUGAAGAAACCGAGAGACUGAAAAUUGUUACUAGCAACACUAUGUUUACGCACAGAUCUACGUUGAGUAUUCGAAAUGUCAGUAAGAACGAUAUGAAUAUUUUCAUUUGCGCCGGGGUACCCAAUGACUCUGAGAGACCCAAUUACCAAUAUUACAAUCUUACUGUCUUUGAUUCAAAAGAACCUUUUUUCGAAGAAACAAACAUGAACGAGACUGAGAUAACUUUUGAUCUGAAUGCGAACAAACGUAACGUGUAUUUAUUGUGUAAUAUCGGUGGAAUGCCAGUACCUACUGUAACGUGGUACAAGAAUGACGAGAUUAUCAAAGAAAAUGACCAGUUUAAAUUUUACAAUGAGCAUGAACUUUAUAUCAAAUUCUUACUGGAACGAGACGAGGGCAAGUACACGUGUCGUGGAACAAAUCGAAUUGGCGAAAUUGAAACUUUCCAACGGAUUCUGAUAAAGAAAAAACCAACAUCCCCGAUUCUCAUCGUGUCUGUCGUUGUCCUCAUAAUUAUUUGUUUUAUUCUGAUGACGGUUUUCUUCAUCAAGUUCCGCCGCGAGAAGAUCAUGAGGAAGGAACUGAUUGAAGCCGGAUUAAUGCAUUUCGAGGAAGGAGCAAUGGAGUGUUUGAAUCCUGAUUUGACAGUGGACGACCAAGCUGAAUUGUUGCCCUAUGAUAAAAAAUGGGAAUUUCCACGAGAACGUUUGAAAUUGGGAAAGCAAUUGGGUUCUGGUGCUUUUGGUGUUGUGAUGAAGGCCGAAGCUCAAGGAAUUAGCGAAGAUGAAUCAGUGACGACUGUUGCUGUAAAGAUGGUUCGUAGAGGCACAGAUCCAACUUAUAUUCGUGCUUUGGCAAGUGAACUGAAGAUUAUGGUCCAUCUUGGAAAGCAUCUGAACGUAGUGAAUCUUCUUGGAGCCUGUACGAAGAAUAUUGCGAAACGAGAAUUGUUUGUAAUUGUGGAAUAUUGUCGUUUCGGAAAUUUGCACAACUAUCUACUACGUCACAGAGCCGAUUUCAUUAAUCAAAUUGAUCCAACAACUGGAAAGAUCGAUCCUUCGAUUGGUCAGGAAUUUUUGACAAGGUCAACCAGUAUCUGUAGUAGCAACAGCAGGUUAAAAUACGCGGCAUUAACCUUUUCUCGCAGUCUCAGUGCUACUUCCGGCGGAAGUGGCGGUGAACCGAUGGAUUACAGAGAGGGAACUGAUUCUCAAGGAGUGAGUAUGUCUCCCGAUGGAUGCAUCAUGAGUAACAAUUCAUCUCAACCUGGAUGGCGCUCGAAUUAUCGUGGUGAUUACAAAGAUCAAAAUUUGAAACCAAUCUGCACUCAGGAUUUAUUAUCUUGGGCUUAUCAAGUAGCAGGUGGAAUGGAGUAUCUUAGCUGUAGAAAGGUGCUGCAUGGAGAUUUAGCCGCAAGAAACAUUUUGCUGGCCGAAAACAAUGUAGUCAAGAUCUGUGACUUUGGCCUGGCUAAAUCAAUGUACAAGGACGACAAUUACAAGAAGAAAGGAGAUAGUCCAUUGCCAAUAAAGUGGAUGGCGAUAGAAUCGAUAAGGGAUCGUAUAUUCUCGACGCAGUCAGAUAUUUGGUCCUUCGGCAUCGUCCUAUGGGAGUUCUUCACGUUAGCCGAGACGCCAUAUCCCGGUAUGGAAGCUGAGAAGCAGUAUCAGAAAUUAAUAGAAGGCUACCGUAUGGAACAGCCGGAAUAUGCUACAAAGGAAGUGUACGAGAUUAUGACACAAUGUUGGAAAGCCAAGCCAACCCUGAGACCGACGUUUCCUAAGCUAGUGGAGAGCAUCGGGAACCUUCUAGAAGAGAGCGUGAAGACGCGCUAUCUCGAGCUCAAUGUGCCUUAUAUGGAUAUGAAUACCAUAACCUUUGAAACGGGAAAGAGUGACUAUCUGACGAUGAUGUCCGCACCCGAUCAUACUGCUUUGUCCUCAACGGUUCCUGAUUAUGUCAAUUCGCCAAUAACGUUGACAUCCAAUAACUCGUAUUUAUUGAUGAGUCCCACAAAUGUCACAGAGGAUUCAGGAAUUUUCAGUCCUAGGCCGGACGUCACUAAAUCUCACUUCGCGUUCCCUUCGGUGGACCAGACAGCUGAUUUACCAGAGGAUUUGGAAAUGACUCCGAUGCUUCCAGAAAACUCAGACUACUUAAAACCAAUCGAUGUACAACAACGAAGGGCAGAGUUUGCUAAGCAACGUCAGAAUCAAAGCAGACAAGAUAAGCCUCAAUCAGACUACACGAAUGCGCCACUUGUAAGCGUGGACAAAAAUUCAGAUAAUUUAAACAGAUCCUUGGAAAAGGAUUUGACGGACUUAAAAAACUUUGGAACACCGAUUAUCAGGACGCAGGAUAAUUAUGUCAAUAUGCCCAAACAGAAGAGUGAUCUUCGUAAGGAUCCAGUUAACAGUUUUAGUAAUCCCAGUUAUGUGAUUAUCAAUGACAAGGAUCAGACAAGAAUCUAAAAUACAUUUACUUGGGACUCGCGUGGGCCACGUCGAAAGUCCCUGUGUUGUGUUUUAUAUUGUUUUAUUCGGUAUAUUUAAUCGGAGUCUGGAUUGAAAUUUUUAAAGAUUUUACGUAAUGUUGAAUAGUCUUGUGGGACUCUAUGGACAUCGAGACAUUUUAUCCUUUUUGAGAAAAAAUAAUAUCGGGUGUUACCAUUGAAAUGAGUUCUUUUUCAUGUACAAAACAAAUGGCCGGUUUACUUGAGAUUUAUUAAACUAUUUGACCUCACAGUGCCAUCAUCUGCUCUGCUCAGAGAUCAAAUUUAGUAUUACUUAGUUUUUAAAGCUAGUCAAGUGACGAGAAUUUUUUACGAUUUUACACAAACUCCGUGAACAAAUAAUAAUUUUAGUUGUAACGCAUUGACACGUACUUAUAUUAAUUAUAUAAGAAAAUACGCUUAGUUCUUAAUAUUGUAGAUCGAAAAAGCAAGUAUUUUCAUCUUUAUUGUACUUAGAAAACAUUAUAAGUUCGGAAACAUAAUUUCCUCAUUGAUCCUGAUAGAAUAAGGAACAUCGUGAAUGCUCGUAUUAUUUUGAAUUUUUCUGCCAUUUUUAACAAUAUCUUCUAUCAGAUCUUUUUUGUAUCUCAACCAUCUAAAAGAAUAUCAUUAUCCAAUCUCGGUGUUCGAACGUACACUAAUUUUAAUAACUGGACUACGGAUGAAAAUAACAUUUUUUUUUAUUGAUAGGUAUACAAUUUCGUACCUCCUGUUGCGCACGAAUUUUUCAAAAAGCUUCUCUGUGCUCGGAUAUUUCGAGUCCAAAAACAAUUUAACACGUUCCCAAAUAUUUGCUCUAUUAUGUUCCAAGAGCCAAUAACGUGGUACCAAUAAACAUUUCAUUCGCGUAAUCGAUACUAUUCUUCGGUUCAUCAUUUUUUCACCUGUCAACCAAAGAAAUGGUAAAUAUUGUCUUAAAAUUCCUGAAAUCAGAAUUCAUCGAAAUUUUAAAUUACCAAGACCGAAGCAGGCACCACGGUGAAAUUGGCAAAUUUUCAUAAAAACUGUUCGCACAUUUUUUGGAUAUUGUUGAAGAGAAAUCGAAGAUGGUUCUCUCAUCAACAUUUCAGCAACAUCUGUUAUCUCGUGCCACUGAUUGACCUGUAAAUUAUCAACGCUAUUAAAAUUGUACUGACUUGAAUAUAUAAAAAAAUUAUUAAAACUCACAACGUCCUGUAACGUCAUCGUUACAAUACUCAUCCUAUCUACAUCAAUAUUUCCAGUAGGUCUCAUGGACAAUAAAACUUGAGUAUAAUCGAUAUCCGAUAGCGAACCAAUAUCAGAUUGAUUGAUUUUCAUCAAUGAGCUCUGAAUGAUUAAUGAAUCUUUAAUUGUCUGAUCAAUUAAGAGGCAAUAAUAAAAACAUCAUAAAAUCGUA